AUGGAAACGGUGCUUGAACAGCAACGUCGCAUCCACGAAGAGCGGGAAAGACUAAUAAACGAAUUGACAAAAGAAAUGCUUUAUAAUCCAACCACACAUAGAGAAAAGUUAAAUUCAGAGCUUCGUUUAAGACUUAUGUAUGAUAGGUACUUUGAUGUAACACAAGAACUAAGAGAUCUGUAUGAAGAUAAAGAUGGUCUACGCAAGGCUGAUAUUCAAACACUUUCCGGUCCAAAUGAAUUUAACGAGUUUUAUGAUAGAUUAAAGCAGAUUAAAGAAUUUCAUCGCAAGCAUCCUGGCGAGAUAUGUGUCCCAAUGUCUGCCGAGUUUGAAAAGUACAAAGAAAUGAGAGAAAGACCAGAAGAAGCGAAUGCUGUACUUAUUGACUUUUCAGAUGAGGAAGGCUAUGGUCGUUAUCUGGAUUUACAUGAUGUGUAUAAGAAAUAUCUGAAUGUAAAAGGUGUUCCACGCAUAGAUUAUCUCACUUAUAUCUCCUUCUUCGAUCGAUUGUAUGAUAUAUCUCGUGAUAAAAAGGGAAUAGCAUAUAAAGCCUACCUCGAAGAGUUGCUUGGCUAUCUUGAAAAUUUCGUAUCGCGUGCUAGACCUAUAGUGGAUUUAGAAGAGGAAACUAAAGAAGCGCUUGCUAAAUUCGAAACACAAUGGACUCAAGGAACAUUUCCUGGUUGGGGUCGUGAGGCAGCAUCUGCCUUAGCGCAUGGAGGUGCUCAUUUGGACUUGACCGCUUUUACAGCCUGGGAAGAACUUGCUUCACUUGGACUUGAUAGGCUUAAGUCAGCGUUACUCGCGUUGGGCUUAAAAUGUGGUGGAACUUUGGAGGAAAGAGCUCGUCGCUUAUGGGCUACAAAAGGUAAAUCACUCGAAGAGUUACCUGCAGAUCUGUUUGUUACAAAGCAACGGUCGACAAAAGGUUUCGCUAAGACAGCUGCAUGGGGACAUGUACCUCCAGCGCUAUCUGAAAAGCUAAAAGAAAUCGCUACACUAGAGGCUAGAAUAUACAGACUCAGUGAACUGGUCAAAGAACAUCGCGAAGCUACUAUUGAGAACGUACAACGUCGUCAGGCACGAAUAGGAUUCGAACGAGAUGAAGAUGAUACAGAUGCAGAUAAGGAUGCUACAGGUGCAGAAAACGGUCAGAAUGAAGAGGAUGAUGAUAUUCCUUAUAACCCUAAGAAUCUACCCCUUGGAUGGGACGGGAAACCUAUUCCAUAUUGGUUGUACAAAUUGCAUGGAUUAAAUAUGUAUUAUAGUUGCGAAAUAUGCGGUAAUCAAACAUACCGUGGUCCUAAAGCAUUUCAACAACAUUUUUCUGAAUGGCGACAUGCUCAUGGUAUGCGAUGUUUAGGCAUACCGAAUACAAUUCAUUUUGCUCACGUAACAAAAAUUGAAGAAGCUUUAGCUUUAUGGCAACGAAUAAGAACAAUGAAAGAAGCUGAACGUUGGCGUCCAGAAGUUGAAGAAGAAUUAGAAGAUUCUGUCGGCAAUGUUGUAUCUCGUAAAACCUAUGAAGAUUUAAAACGUCAAGGUCUUCUUUGA
This is a messenger RNA of Schistosoma guineensis, 1554 nucleotides long. Lineage: Eukaryota; Metazoa; Platyhelminthes; Trematoda; Strigeidida; Schistosomatidae. The record is from the annotation of a GenBank genome assembly.